AUGACUACCAAACGCCCAGCUGCCAACUUGGACGAAGCCGGCUACGUGCCAGAGCCAACGAAAGCCCUCCUCGACGUCGGUCCCGAGCGCUCCAAGACAGGCCGCCCACCCGCCCCGAUCCGCAUCCACUUUGAGAACACGGGUCGCCAAAAGAACGCAUCGACCGCCCUCCUCAAGUGCAAGUUUUGCGAAAUGGAAGUCUCGGGCCGCGCCAUCUCUCUCGAGAGCCACCUGAAGCGCUGCCAGCAAGCGCCGGAAGAAGUCCGCCCCACAAGCGUCAAGGACGAAAAGUCCACGCCCAAGAGCACCAAGGCCCACGCCGUCGCCGGCAAGCACCCGGCCAAGAAGCCGUGCACGGCCACGUCGUCGAUGGAGACCAAGUACCGCAAUCUGAUCAUUCUCCAAACCAACGCCGUUCAGUCGCUCCAUGUCAUGCUCCGCGACAAGCGUUCGUCGCACCUCCAAUUCAAGAAGUUUGCCGACCGCCUCAUGCGGAUUCUGGCCGAAGAAGCGCUCGCAGCGUGCACCCUUGAGUUUGCGAUCGUCUGGACGCCGACGGGCGCCGAGUUCUCGGGCAUGCGGCCUAACAGCAACAUCUGCGCCGUCUCCAUCGUCCGCGCCGGCGACGCGCUCCUCGAGCAGGUCCUUGCCUGCGAGCCAAGCGUCUCAGUCGGCAAGAUCCUUAUCCAGCGCGAUGAAUCCUCGGCCGAGAAACACCCGGUCGUCUACUACGCCAAGCUCCCACCGCGCAUGAAUGCAUUUGACCGCGUGCUCCUCCUCGACCCGAUGCUCGCGACGGGCGGUAGCGCUAAGAAGGCCAUCCAGCUGCUCAUUGACUCGGGCGUGCAGGAGCGGGACAUUGUGUUCGCCAACGUGCUUGCGUGCCCCGAGGGCCUCGACGCGAUCUUCGAAGCGUACCCGCAGAUCCACGUCGUCACGUCGGCGAUCGACCCGGAGCUCAACGAGUCCAAGUACAUUGUGCCGGGCCUCGGCGACUACGGCGACCGGUACUACAACACGACCAUGUAA
Messenger RNA from Saprolegnia diclina VS20, 1029 nucleotides. RefSeq lists its product as hypothetical. The record is from RefSeq and is a predicted model, not a curated record. The transcript has 4 exons. NCBI's taxonomy places the organism in Eukaryota, Oomycota, Saprolegniomycetes, Saprolegniales, Saprolegniaceae. The coding region runs from base 1 to 1029 and encodes 342 amino acids.